This is a messenger RNA of Drosophila subpulchrella, 1582 nucleotides long. RefSeq names its product D-xylose-proton symporter-like 1. Gene Ontology annotation, cellular component: membrane. The coding region runs from base 34 to 1506 and encodes 490 amino acids. The record is from RefSeq and is a predicted model, not a curated record. Gene Ontology annotation, biological process: transmembrane transport. Gene Ontology annotation, molecular function: transmembrane transporter activity. NCBI's taxonomy places the organism in Eukaryota, Metazoa, Arthropoda, Insecta, Diptera, Drosophilidae. The transcript has 3 exons.
AGCUACCGAACGAAAAAUAUCGAGUUUCUAAGAAUGAGUGGAAUGCAAACCACUUAUGUGGGUGCGAAUCCCAUUCCCCCAAGGGAGACCAUCGUCAUCGCAACUGCACCACCGCCAGAGCCUAGAAAACCUAUUGCUACCUCUUAUAACAAUGGAUACUUUUCCCGACUCAAUAGACAAAAUCUUGUCUCUUAUGCAGUUUUCUUCCUACUCAUCUAUGGCGGCAUGGAUAUGGCUGCCAGCUUGGGCUGGAAUGAGACCUACAGCGUCCUCCUGUUCACGGAGUACUCGUACUGUUGGUUCAUAGGUGUCAUCAUUGGAGCCCUGGCCGCUUCGCUCACCAUGGCUUUCCUGCCCAAACAGGUCUACUAUGUCCUUGGAGCUCUCAUGCAGCUAACUGGAUCCAUCAUAUUCACGGCUGCGCCUGAGGACUACGCAGCCUGUGUGGCUGCCCGCUACUUGGCCGGCUUGGGGAUUGGCCUCCUCACAGUGCCCUUCAUCAUCCACAACGCAGAGGUGGCACCUAUCAACCAUAGAGGGGUCAACGGCGGUACCGAGCAGUGCGGCCUGGCCUUGGGAAUCGUUUUCCAAGUGAUCUUCACCACGGAAUGGGCUUCUAUAGUAGGAUCCACACCUAACCUGGUACAUGGAAUCAUUGGGAUUAUAUUCUCCCUGUUUGGCCUUGCGAUGACUGCCCUAGCUAUAGAAUCACCAAUUUUCUACUUGCGUCGAAACCAGGAGAAUCUGGCGCGUCAGUGCCAGGAGAAGCUUCUGGUUCAUGCUCCUGGCGGAGUCAAUGCAGCCUUGGAUGAGGCCAGGAUCUAUGUGGCGGAGAGCGAUAGCCGGAGCAUGGGGGAGGAUCUAAUGGCCUCCAUAACUCCCUUCCUGAAGAUGCUUUUCUUCCGCUGCUUUGUCGCAUUCUCCUUCUCCCUGCCGUUAUCCAUUUCGAUCAUCUCGAGCACCGCUGUGGCGGAGGAAGACCUCAGCGUUUGGCCAAUGUACGUGUUUGGCGUCCUCCGGCUCAUCGGAACCAUGGUGGGCCUUUGUUUCCUAGACACAGUGGGUCGCAAGGCGGUGUCACUGGUGGGCCUGCUCGUAAUGGCUGGACUGAUCCUCGGUCUGGCGGGGAUUUAUGCCGAUGUGAGCAAUAUAGGCAGUGUUUACUACAUGACACAGGCCUGCAAUAUUGGAAUGGCAUUCCAAGCCUUCGCUGGACUCUUCGUCUGCAGCUCAUCAGCAUAUUUGGGCGAAGCCUUUCCUAUGCGGCUAAAGUCGUCCCUCGUCGGAGUGAUCGUCAUUAUGGAGCAAAUCAUCCACGUCAUCGUAAUCGCCUGUGUUAGUCCUGUGCCCAGCAAGGAUUUCUAUUUCCAGUAUUUCUUGGCCGUGGGUAUUACCAUGCUGGUGGGUGCGAUUUUCUUUGCCGUCUCCUUGCCGGAAACAAAGAAGAUGACGCUCCGAGCGGCUGGCCACCGUUUCCAGAGGUAUUACGAUGUAAGGAUCUAUUAGACGUUGGUAUCCUGGACUGGAAGACUCAUUAUACUAGUUCAAAUUUUUGGUUGCUUAUUUGCUAGUGUAGGUUAAU